Molecule: messenger RNA, 1944 nt
Organism: Aspergillus glaucus CBS 516.65
Lineage: Eukaryota; Fungi; Ascomycota; Eurotiomycetes; Eurotiales; Aspergillaceae
Product: putative phenol monooxygenase
Exons: 3
Coding region: 1-1944 (647 amino acids)
Molecular function (GO): FAD binding
Source: RefSeq, a predicted model, not a curated record
AUGCCCGUCUUCACAGAGUACGCAACCAAGUCGCGCGAGCUACGGGUUCUACCUUCUUUUGCCCCUCCACUGCCCCGCGUCACGCCAGCAUUCACGCGCGACGAGCAGACAGAGAAAUAUGAAGUCGUCAUUGUCGGUGCAGGUCCCGCCGGUAUGAUGCUGGGCCUGCUCCUGGCGCGAUACGGAUUGAGCGACGAUUCAUUGCUAUUUGUCGAUGCGAAGCCAUCGUUGCUCACGUCCGGUCAGGCAGACGGUAUUCAACCCCGGACUUUGGAGGUGUUCAAAUCACUUGGGCUUGUUGAUGAACUUGUACACGAUGGGUGUCAUAUGGAGGAAGUCGCUUUCUGGAACCCGUCCAGCAACAAGGAUGAAGUGAUUGAAAGGACCUCGAUUGUUCGUGAUAUCGCAGUGCCCGCGCGGUACAAUUUUGAAGUUACUAUUCACCAGGGUCGAAUCGAGCGGAUUCUCGAGACGGAUCUGCUGCGGUAUUCGAAGCGCGGUGUGCAGCGAAACACUAAGCUUCUCGACGUUAAGAUUGAUGAGUCCGAUCCGGAGUUCCCUGUCGUUGCGGAGCUCGAAACGGACGGUCAGCGCAGGACCGUUCGCACGAAACACCUAGUUGGCGCCGAUGGCGCGCAUUCGGUUGCGCGACGACACAUGGGUCUCAAAAUGGUCGGAGAAUCGACGGAUCACAUUUGGGGAGUUAUGGAUUUGGUGGUCGACACUGAUUUCCCUGAUAUCAGACGACGCUGCGCCAUUCACUCCCCCGCAGGAUCUGUCAUGGUCAUUCCGCGCGAGCGCAUUGCUACAGGGGACUAUCUAACCCGUCUCUACGUGCAAGUGCCAGAACUGGAGACGGAGGAGACCCUUAACGGUUCAAAUAAGGAACAGGCCAAGGAACGCCGAGGAAAAGUUACGAUGGAUAGGCUCUUCCAGCAUGCAGUGGACGCCUUUCAACCAUACUAUAUUCAGCCCAAGAAGGACGGUGAUGUGGACUGGUGGGCAGCAUACCAGAUUGGGCAGCGCGUGACGGAACGGUUUGCCGUGAAAGAUUCGAAAGGAGUCAACCGGGUGUUUAUCGCUGGAGAUGCUUGUCAUACACACAGCCCCAAAGCCGGUCAAGGCAUGAACGUAUCCAUGAUGGACUCCUACAACCUAGCCUGGAAAUUAAUCUACUCCAUCUACGGCCUUACCCCCGACCCUGAAGCCCUCCUUGACACCUAUCACAGCGAACGACACACCAUCGCUCAACAAUUAAUUGAUUUCGAUCGAACAUUCUCGUCCAUGUUCUCUGGUCAGAUGGGUUCUGAGGACGGAAACCAGGGACUCACGCACGAAGAGUUCCAAACUGUCUUUAGCACCGGGAAUGGGUUCACAAGUGGUUGUGGGAUUGAAUAUCCUGAGAGUUUGCUUGUGAACCGGACGCUGGAGAAGGAGCGCAAGGAUCCCAUUCAGGGAACGGACCGUUUGUCGGGGAUGUUGUACCCAGGACGGAGAUUGCUAAAUGUGCAAGUUAAGAGACAUGCGGAUGGAAAUCGACGUGAUCUUCAGGAUGACUUCCUCUCAACCGGCCGCUUCCGCAUCCUCUGCUUAGCAUCCACCGACCUCCUCGACUCCCAGGGCACUUCCCACCAGACCCUAACAACCCUCGGCUCCUCCAUCAUCCCCCGCUUCCCACCCUCCGUAAUCGAACAAGUCGUCCUCCACCCGCGUUUAUCCCGCGACUUCACCUGGCGAGACGUGCCCCGUGAGCUGAAACAGUACUCGGAAAUGCAGUUUUACAACGGGUAUGAGAAGGAAGAUGUCUAUGGGGUUUUUGGUGUUGAUCCGGAGAAGGGUGCUGUGGCGGUUGUGAGGCCAGAUGGGUAUAUUGGGGUUGUGGCGGAGUUGGGGGAUGUUAAGAGGGUGGAGGGGUGUUUGGAGGGGUGUUUGAGGACGGUUUAG